Molecule: messenger RNA, 2280 nt
Organism: Fusarium vanettenii 77-13-4
Lineage: Eukaryota; Fungi; Ascomycota; Sordariomycetes; Hypocreales; Nectriaceae
Exons: 1
Coding region: 1-2280 (759 amino acids)
Biological process (GO): regulation of DNA-templated transcription; DNA-templated transcription
Molecular function (GO): DNA binding; zinc ion binding; DNA-binding transcription factor activity, RNA polymerase II-specific
Source: RefSeq, a predicted model, not a curated record
AUGCAGCCCGACGAUAGCGGCGAUGUACCAAUGACGGCGACUUUUCGCGUCAGUACAGCCCACGAUUUCCCUCAGCUCAUCCGUUCCAAUCGACGGGGUCGUCUCUCGGCCAAGGCCUGCCGCAUGUGCCGGGCGCGAAAGGUGAAAUGUGAUCUUGGCGACAACUCUAGCGAAAGGUCCUGUCGUGCCUGUAGACAAGCCAACAUGGAAUGUAUCUGGGAUGUGACAGACGGGCGGAAGCGACGCAAACUUCAUGUUGGACACAAGCAGGUUGGCAGAAGCACUGAAGCGCAUCCAGCUCAAGCUAGCAGAUCCCCGACAGACCAUUUGCUAGUACAGGUGGAUGCAGAGACGGGGCCCUCGGAUCAGCUUGUCAGGACGAGGUGCUUGCCGGACCUUGAAAGCGAUCCUCUAAGUUUGUUUGGACUUGAAGAUCCUGCAAAUUCGUUCGACCGCGGUCACUCUCUGAUGCCGUGGCACCAAGCAGGAAUCUUAGAUCUCGACAAUCAAGGUCUAGAUACCAUGGCCAUGUCGCCAGUGUGGCCCGCUGUUGAAGACUAUCUUCUGGACCUCGACGCCGUCACUUUACCAAGCAAUCACGAUUCGGCCUCAAUUGCCACACCCACCGCAAAGGGGCGAACGAAACAAAUUCGUCUUCGUAUAUUCCGACGAUACGGCCCAACCGCGGUGGCUCCGGGCUUGAAAAGACUCUCCGUCGCCGUAGGACCCCGUUCUGAUAGUAGCUCAAGGCCACUAUUAGAAGACCUAGGCGAAGGAGAUAUGUCGACCAGCACGCAACAGACACCAUCUUCCGCCACUUCCUCAGGCCGUCAAUCUGAUAUGAUGCAAGAUUGCUUCUACGGGCUACCUUUCGACGCUGUAUAUCGGGCCCUCGAUAUCUUCUUUCAGACCUUUGGCGGCCAUUUUCCGUUUCUCAACAAACAAAUCCUUGCAAGCCACGUUCACUCGAAGCAGGCAUCCAAGUUCCUCAUUAGUUCUAUCUUAGCCCUGACGGCUCGCUUUUGCCCGGCCGAGAUGUUCCAGUCGACGACAGAUGGCGAUUUAGAGCCAGUUCACGAGUGGUGGAGAGGGGCGCAGUUCCUCAAGGCCGCCAAGGAACAACUCAUGUGUCUCUUGGCGGUCCCUGCACCUGACGUGGUUGCUGGGCUUAUCGUCCUUUCCUGGGCCGAAUUCGGCAGCAAUAGUGGCGAAGGAGGUUUGUGGAUGUUCUCAGGCAUGGCCAUCCGCAUGGCACAGGAUCUCGGCCUUCAUCGCUCCGACACGACCGAUCCCGAUCCUCAAGCAGCUUUCUAUGAUCACGCUCCACCUAGUCCGCAGGGGAUUCGUGUCCCUACUGACGAACAGUCAACUCUUCAUCAACAAAAGUCAAGACUCGUCAUGUUUUGGUCCGUCUUCACCUUGGACGUCAGCGUCUCCUUGCUUAUGGGACGUCCACCCACCAUCAGACGCGCCGAGAUUGAGGUGCCGCUUCCGACCUCGGACGAUAUGAAACCAGUGUACCUCGACUUUGACGGUUCUCACAAGAUGUGCCACGCGAUUUUCCCUGCAGUGGCACGUUCCAUGUACAUUUUUUCUGAAGCUGUCGAGCUCUUUAACUUGAACAAAGGCGCCGAAUCUUCCUGUCCCCUUGAAGAAAUCGACAAGCUUGAGAAGAACUUGGCAGAAUGCCGCAAGCAGCUCGACGCUAGUCUUCUCUUCAGCGCGGAUACCUACGGGAAGUCUUCGAGUGAUGGACAUGCCGGCCUCUUUUUGAUGCUACACCUCUACUUCUACACCUUUGUCGCGCUCUUGUCAACCAGAAGAUAUCAAUCACUCCCUGCGCGUGAGAGGAGCAAGAGAUCUGCUCAGGUUGCUUGCCAAAAGAUACUGCAGACUCUGUCGAUUGCUGAAGCCAUCGACAGCAAAGGGUACACGGCGACUCCUUUCUUGGCAUAUAGCAUCUUUGUCGCAGCGUCCACCUUGCUGGAAGGCAUCGUGUUCGACAUCGAAGGAACUGGUGAUUUCAUCACCGUGGUCGAUCUUGCAGACGUCGAUUUUCUCAGUCAGAAGCUCCGCGAGAUGUCUCGCUUCUUUCACGGUGUCAAUGCAACUAUCGACGCUAUCGACCUGAAGAGGAGAGGUCAAGGACCCGAAAGUAGCAAUGGCACUGAGGAAGGGAAUGAUGUAGAACGUCAGUGCGUUAUCGAGCUUCAAGACGGGGGCAUCAUCAACAGGUACACAAUUCCUCCAGCAACUAACGAAGGAAACGAGAGCCUUUAA